Messenger RNA from Cydia splendana, 5252 nucleotides. Its product is annotated as inositol hexakisphosphate and diphosphoinositol-pentakisphosphate kinase 2. Gene Ontology annotation, cellular component: cytosol. Gene Ontology annotation, molecular function: inositol hexakisphosphate kinase activity; diphosphoinositol pentakisphosphate kinase activity; 5-diphosphoinositol pentakisphosphate 1-kinase activity. The record is from RefSeq and is a predicted model, not a curated record. Gene Ontology annotation, biological process: inositol metabolic process; inositol phosphate biosynthetic process. Lineage: Eukaryota; Metazoa; Arthropoda; Insecta; Lepidoptera; Tortricidae. Bases 113 to 4738 code for a protein of 1541 amino acids. The transcript has 29 exons.
UUUAUCAUACUUAUCUAGUGUGUGUGGUGAUAACCAGCGUUGACAAGCUGCUUUGUGCUAUCUUUAGUUUUACUUGAAGUAUUCAGUGGGUUGCAUGUGAAGUGUCACAGUGAUGGAAUGGCAAUGGCUUAAAGAUUGGUGGAGGUUAAAAAGAUGGAGGAGCAGGAAGAAGAAAGAGCAAAAUGAUGAUGAUUUUUGUUACUGUGAUGACUGUUUGCCUGAUGGCGAGUUGGAUCUCUGCGACUCCCUGGACCCACACUACGAUGGCGGCGGCAAGAAGGUCGUGGUGGGGGUGUGCGCCAUGGCCAAGAAGUCGCAGUCGAAGCCCAUGAAGGAGAUACUCACGCGGCUCGACGAAUUCGAGUACAUCAAGAUGCUCGUCUUCCCUGAGGAGGUUAUCUUAAAGAGUCCCGUAGAGGAGUGGCCCAUCUGCGACUGUCUCAUAUCUUUCCACUCGAAAGGCUUCCCGCUGGACAAGGCCAUACAGUAUGAAAAACUGAGGAAGCCGUAUGUUAUCAACAAUCUGCAUAUGCAGUACGAUAUUCAGGAUCGCAGAAAAGUGUACGCUAUCUUAGAAGGAGAAGGUAUCGAGAUACCCAGAUAUGCAGUUUUGGAUAGAGACUCGCCGGAUCCUAAGCAUCAUGAGUUAGUGGAAUCCGAAGACCACGUAGAGGUGAACGGCGUGGUGUUCAACAAGCCUUUCGUAGAGAAGCCAGUUUCGGCCGAGGAUCACAACAUCUACAUCUACUACCCCACGUCCGCGGGCGGCGGCAGUCAGCGACUGUUCAGAAAGAUUGGAAGUCGUAGCAGCAUUUAUUCACCAGAAUCUAGAGUAAGGAAGACUGGAUCUUUUAUCUACGAAGAUUUUAUGCCUACUGAUGGCACCGACGUAAAAGUAUACACAGUGGGCCCCGACUACGCUCACGCUGAAGCCCGCAAGAGUCCCGCCCUCGACGGCAAAGUAGAACGCGAUUCCGAAGGAAAGGAGAUCCGCUAUCCUGUCAUCUUGUCUAACCAGGAGAAGCUUAUAUCGAGGAAAGUCUGUCUGGCGUUCAAACAAACGGUGUGUGGAUUUGAUUUGUUAAGAGCGAACGGCAAAUCAUUCGUCUGCGACGUGAACGGAUUUUCCUUCGUGAAAAACUCUAACAAGUACUACGAUGACUGCGCGAAGAUCCUCGGCAACAUGAUCCUGCGCGAGCUGGCGCCGACGCUGCACAUCCCGUGGUCCGUGCCCUUCCAGCUGGACGACCCGCCCAUAGUGCCCACUACGUUUGGGAAGAUGAUGGAGUUGAGAUGCGUGGUAGCCGUCAUUCGUCAUGGUGACAGAACGCCCAAACAGAAGAUGAAAGUUGAAGUCCGACACCCAAGAUUUUUCGAAAUCUUCGAGAAAUACUCCGGUUUCAAGCGCGGCCACGUCAAACUAAAGAAACCCAAGCAACUGCAAGAGAUCCUGGACAUUGCUCGCGCACUUCUAGCUGAUAUACAUACGCGGCACGCCGACCCCGAGAUAGAGGAGAAACAGGGAAAAUUGGAGCAGCUUAAAAGCGUACUCGAGAUGUACGGUCACUUCUCAGGCAUAAACCGCAAGGUCCAAAUGAAGUACCAGCCCCGCGGCCGGCCCCGCGGCUCCAGCUCCGACGACGUAGAGGGCGUCGGCGAGCCGUCACUGGUGCUGAUCCUUAAGUGGGGCGGCGAACUCACUCCGGCGGGGCGCAUCCAGGCGGAGGAGCUGGGCCGCAUGUUCCGCUGCAUGUACCCCGGCGGCCAGGGCCGGCAUAUACCUGGUGAAGGCGGCACCCAAGGCCUAGGGCUCCUGCGUCUCCACUCCACAUUUAGGCACGACCUGAAAAUAUACGCGUCAGACGAAGGUCGAGUCCAGAUGACGGCCGCGGCGUUCGCGAAGGGAUUGCUGGCUUUGGAAGGCGAACUGACGCCCAUUCUAGUGCAGAUGGUCAAAUCUGCUAAUACCAAUGGACUGCUGGAUAAUGAUUGUGAUUCUUCGAAGGUGCAGAAUAUGGCGAAAGCGCGUCUCCACGAAGCAAUGCAAGUGGACCGCGAGUUCACCGAGCAGGACCGACAGCGCAUCAACCCCUGCGAGAGCCUCAGCAUCAGCGCCGCCAUGGAGUUCGUCAAGAACCCGGUGCGCUGCUGCGCGCACGUGCACACGCUCAUACAGCAGCUCGUGCACAUCGUGCUGGUGAAGAAGGACGACCCCAAGACUAAAGACACUAUCCUCUAUCACGGCGAGACUUGGGAGCUGAUGGGCCGCCGCUGGGGCAAGAUCGAAAAAGACUUCUGCACAAAGAACAAGACGUACGACAUCUCGAAGAUCCCGGACAUCUACGACUGCAUCAAAUACGAUCUUCAGCAUAAUCAACAUGCACUGCAGUUUGACUUGGCCGAGGAGCUGUAUAUGUACGCCAAAUAUUUGGCAGACAUUGUUAUACCGCAGGAAUAUGGUCUGACGAUGCAAGAAAAGCUCACGAUUGGGCAGGGGAUCUGCACGCCGCUGCUCAAAAAGAUCCGCGCGGACCUGCAACGGAACAUCGAGGAAUCCGGCGAGGAGACGGUCAAUAGGCUAAACCCAAGGUACAGCCACGGCGUGUCGUCGCCGGGCCGGCACGUGCGAACGCGUCUGUACUUCACCAGCGAGAGCCAUGUUCACUCCUUACUCACUGUGCUACGCUUCGGCGGGCUGUUAGAUGUACUAAAAGACGAGCAGUGGCGGCGCGCAAUGGAAUACGUGUCCAUGGUCUCGGAGCUCAACUACAUGUCGCAGAUUGUCGUUAUGCUGUACGAGGACCCUACGAAGGACCCUUGCUCUGAAGAAAGGUUCCACGUAGAGCUGCACUUCAGCCCCGGCGUGAACUGCUGCGUGCAGAAGAACCUCCCGCCCGGCCCCGGCUUCCGGCCGCACAGCCGGAACCAUUCCACCACUAACAACUCUAGCUCCUCCGAAGAAGUGAAGUGUAUAGAAGAAGAAGCGGAAGACGACCAGAUGGCGAGCCAAGAGACCUUACAACCGGACACCGACGAACUGGACAACACCUUUUCUCCGAGGAAAAAUUCUAAAUCUAAAUUGAGGCCUUCAGAUCCGAUUCCAAUUUGCAACCUGCACUACACGGUGAGCGGGCACGAGGCGGUGUCGCUGGCGGCGCGCCUCAACGAGCUGCGGGCGCGGCCCGAACACUCCUCGCAUCGCGAACAGAGCGAAGAGAAAGAACAAAACGCCAGCGAGGACCCGCAGCCCCGCGCGCGCAGCUACGACCAGCACAAGCAGCACGACAGCGUCCCCGUGCUAACGCUCACGUCGCCCUCCGGGUUGACUUCGGCGCCGGAGACGCCCGAGUUCGACCUGGAGGGGGUCGAGUCCAGUACUAACGAGCUGCCGCUGUCCGCGAUCACAUUCGGUAGUAGAGUAGAGGUGGGGCCGGGGACGGGGCGCGUGGCCUCGUGGCCCCGCCUCGAGGAGUCAUUGUGGCGCGGCGCAGGGCGGCGCCAGCGGCACAGCAUCGCCGGACAGAUGAGCUACCUCAAGAUGCUGGGCCUGGCGCGCGGCAAGGCGGCCGGCGCCGCGGGCCUCUUCAGCACGGCCGUCAUCUCCGGCUCCAGCUCCGCGCCCAAUCUACGCGUCUGCAUACCCUCCUCUGCAGCAAACAACACCGCACUGGAAGGUUUCGGGGGCGUGCCGGCCAUCCGGCCCCUAGAGACGCUGCACAACGCGUUGUCGCUGCGGCAGCUGGACGUGUUCCUCGAGCGCGUCACGGCCGCGCCCGUGCUGCUCGGCACGCCGCCCCAGCCGCCGCCCGAGCCGCCCGCCAAGCCCGCCUCGCCCACCAACAGCGUGGGCUGGAGCGGGCCGUCCUCCCUGAUGUCGUCGUCGGGCGAGCUGCCCAGCGCGCUAUCCUCGGCCGGGCCCUCCUCGCCCAACUCCAACUACGCCUCCAACUCGGAGCAUAAGAACUCUUCUGAAAGUAGCAAUUGGAGUAAAAAUGUGGCGAGCAAGCUCCCUCAGUGGGACGGGGAGGCGGCCACUCUGUGCGGCGCCGACGCGGGCCUGCCGCCUUUCGCGCACCACCCAGGUUCUUCUGUUAGCGGAGACGUGACUCCCGUGUCGCUCGCCUCGGAGCUGGAGUUCAACAGCAACGAGGCUACGGCCGGCUCCAUCACCGACCACGACCUUAUGAGUGCAGAAGGCGAGGAGGACGAGGAGACGCUCUCGCUGGAGCCGCACAGCAGCUCGCCGCUGCGCUUCGUUAGGAACGAGCUGGCGCACCCCGCGCUCCCCGCGGUGGACAACUGCCGCGCCUCCACCAGCCACGCGCCCGACUACACCCCCGACUUGCACAAGUCCAAGGACAACAUCGAUAGUAUUAACAUUAAUAUAGAUAGCGAAAAAAAUAACAAAUACACGAAAGUAGACUCCUCGCACUAUUUAAGCAAUCUAAACUCGCUAAACGACACCGGCAAGAACAAAAACAAGAAGAAUGAACUGUUGAAUAAUGGGAGCAGAAGAUAUAGCGACAGUAGCGCGCAGAAAAGCAACGCUGCAGGAACUGUGACGGGCAGCCGGUUCACGACGACGUUAGUCGCCGAAGACUCGUUGCGACCGAGCACAUCGAAGGAGAGUAAGUCCAACAACAACUUGCCUAACGUCCCACCGGAGGUCACCGCGCCCUCGGUCACCAAAGCUAAAAAUGCUGCCAUCAAGCCUGGCUUCACGAUCACUGAUGAUUAAUGUUAGACUACACCUAUCAGUGUGUACACUGUGCACCAUGCUUUUUCAGAAUUACAUGUUAUAGUUUAAGAUGAAUUGUGAUAUUGUUAGAAAACACGAAUAGUGUGCAAGCUGCCAGAUAGGCUGUUAAGUAGCUUUUUUUUAAUUAUACCAAUUAUCCACUAUCACUCAUUAAAAUUUACAUAUAUGUAUAAGUCAUUGAUAAGUUCAAAUGCACAGAUUCAAUGCAAAUGUUUCAUACAUGCUUUUGCUAGGACUGCUUGCACAAAAUAAAUCAGGUGUAAUUAAUUAUGUAGUUAAAUGCUAUUUGCAAUACAGUUUUUUAAUAGUGUAUACACGUUUUCAGAUAAUGAAUGGCAUCUUGAAUCACCAGACUGCCUGGAAUAGACAAUUGUAUUAGAAUUUAUUUAAUACAUGCAUCCUUAUCAUUAUGUUAUAUUGAAUAUACAACAAACAUACUUAGUGAAAAUAAUAGGAAAUAAAGUCUUUAUGAGAAAAUAUAUUAACUUCUAUA